AUGCCUCGAAAGGGAUACGAUGUGACUGGGUGCGCCCCAGGUACUCCCGCUGCCGAAGCCGCGGCUCGGGCCAGGCAGAGGGCUGCCCCUGGAAACCGCACUCCUCGUGCCGGAACUCCUAUCGAUCCGACCCGCCACGAUGGAGAUGAUCAAGAGACCCCUCGAGCUUCUCGUACUGGUGUCUUCACGGGAGUUGCGCCUGGUGUCCCUCCCAACUACCCCCAGACGAACGUAAUGCAGGGUGAUCCAGCAUUUCAGCCUCAGAGUUUUCUGCCAAGACAGGAGCUGUUCCAGAACCCUUUGAACGUCAGUUCAAUUCAGGCAGCUAAUAACUUCAUGGCGAGGCCCAUUGGUGGUCCGCAUGGUCAUCCUGUUCCUUUCCCAGUGCAGUCGUCGAUAUUCCCCGGAGUUGCCUCGACAGCUUCUACAGGCCAAAGCGUUGGAUUUGUAAACGCUCCAGCACAGUUCAGUAUGGGCACCUUUGGGACUGCCGAAUUCGGAGCACAACAACAGCAGCAAUAUUGGGAUAACAACCAGUUCUAUGCUUUGCCCGCCAGCCAGCAUGGAAUCCAGAGUUUCCCCACGUCCCAUCCUGGUCCAGAGUCGUUUGUCCGCUACCCAGCGGCUGGAGAGACCGCGCAAUAUCCGGUACCAAACACCAACACUGGGACUUCAGCAGCUCAGAGUCACGAUGAAGACACCGAGAUGACGGGCACCAAUCGCUGA
Messenger RNA from Trichoderma breve, 726 nucleotides. RefSeq lists its product as uncharacterized. The coding region runs from base 1 to 726 and encodes 241 amino acids. The record is from RefSeq and is a predicted model, not a curated record. The transcript has a single exon. Lineage: Eukaryota; Fungi; Ascomycota; Sordariomycetes; Hypocreales; Hypocreaceae.